AUGUCAAGGGCCAUUGAACCACUGAUUGUAGGGAGAGUUGUAGGAGAAGUGGUGGAUAUAUUCACUCCUAGUGUGAAAAUGACUGUGACUUAUAACUCCAACAAGCAAGUUGCUAAUGGCUAUGAAUUCAUGCCGUCUUUCGUUUCUACUAGACCUAGAGUUGAGAUUGGUGGAGAAGACAUGAGGACUGCAUAUACACUAAUCAUGACAGACCCUGAUGCUCCAAGCCCUAGUGAUCCAUGCUUAAGAGAACAUAUCCACUGGAUGGUCACUGACAUUCCUGGCACAACUGAUGUAUCUUUCGGAAAGGAAAUUGUGAGCUAUGAGAUUCCAAAACCUGUGGUUGGUAUCCAUAGAUAUGUGUUCAUCCUGUUCAAGCAGAGAGGAAGGCAAACUGUGAGGCCACCAGCUUCGAGAGACUGUUUCAACACUAGAAGGUUCUCAGGAGAGAAUGGAUUGGGCCUGCCAGUGGCAGCAGUGUACUUCAAUGCACAGAGAGAAACUGCUGCAAGAAGAAGGUGA
Dovyalis caffra is the source of this 522-nucleotide messenger RNA. The record is from the annotation of a GenBank genome assembly. NCBI's taxonomy places the organism in Eukaryota, Viridiplantae, Streptophyta, Magnoliopsida, Malpighiales, Salicaceae.